CGCAUCGCGACGAUGCGGCGCCUGAUGGAUGAGUCUAACAUAUCGAUUCUUAACCUCGUUUGAUUGUGACCGCGUGUUGUUCGGUGCUGUUACGGUUUACGAAUUUACAAACAUUACACACAGGCAUAUUGCAUUAACCGCAAUACUAAAAAUCUCAAAAAAAUCAACAUGGUUUUAAAUCCGACUACAAAACAAAGAGUAGCCAUCGUUUUGAAUGUGACCAAAUUCGUAUUUCAAUGGGGUUUUAUUCCUGCCGUUCUCUUUCUAGGAUUCAGCAAGGGUGCAGAUCCAGGCAUGCCUGAAUUAACCCUUAUGAACUUAUUGUGGCAGUAAGUUUCUCCCCUGUCAAGCAUGUUUAUUUUGAAAGAAAUCAUGGGUAUCAUUGAUGUUACAUUUAUUUAAAAUUAUAAACAUUACCAACUAUCAGAACGAUGGACUGUAUCUUAAUAAGUAAAUAAAUGUUACGUUGUUAAUU
Molecule: messenger RNA, 475 nt
Organism: Pogonomyrmex barbatus (red harvester ant)
Lineage: Eukaryota; Metazoa; Arthropoda; Insecta; Hymenoptera; Formicidae
Gene: Tom7
Product: translocase of outer membrane 7
Biological process (GO): protein import into mitochondrial matrix
Cellular component (GO): mitochondrial outer membrane translocase complex
Source: RefSeq, a predicted model, not a curated record